Pungitius pungitius (ninespine stickleback) is the source of this 5135-nucleotide messenger RNA. RefSeq names its product chromosome 18 C18orf54 homolog (gene c18h18orf54). The record is from RefSeq and is a predicted model, not a curated record. Lineage: Eukaryota; Metazoa; Chordata; Actinopteri; Perciformes; Gasterosteidae. The transcript has 15 exons. The coding region runs from base 346 to 2022 and encodes 558 amino acids.
AGCAGGCCCCGGCCUGUAGGGGGCGGAAGUGUCCGUCAACAGGAGGUUUGGUCCAGUGGAGCUCGAGAUGCUUCCAAAGUUCCUGAAGAAGCCGAAAGUCCAUCGCAGUAACGCCACGGGCUGGUGACCGCUGUGUCGCGCGUGUCUCCGCGGAUAACUGGAAAAGUCCACUCACAGCCUUCCAGAAUGGCGCCGGGUCGUAACGUCUCUGAACUAAACUGAUUCCACACCAGCUAAGCUAACGGAGUUAGCUUUAGCCGCAAGCCUCCAGUGUUCUGUAGUGGACUUCGGUCCGUGGAUGGAGACGACCGGCCUGGACCAUCACACACAUUCCGGAGGGAAAUCAUGGAGGCCAGCGGCUUGGUCGCAGACUGUGUGUCCCCUGAGUCCACGGUGACCUCCCUGCUGUCCAGCUCGGGUCACCUGAGGAGCGGCCUGCUGGCUCCCCAACACGACUCCACCUUCAGAUACAGAGAGCAGAACUAUAUCUCAGCCUCGGCAGCCUUGGACGCCUACAUCACAGACUAUGAGAUGAGUCGGCAGGGCGGCGUGGCGUUGACCAGGAGGCCUCUUCUCCCUCGCAGUCCGCUCCCCACUGACAGCAGAGCCAGAUUGAGCACUCUCCGAAACAGAGACGUUCUCAGGGAGCGCUUGACCGACAGGGAGCUGGACUUCCUUAACCUCCCCGUCAGCUCUCUCCAUCACCGUGGCAACCGAGACAGACUUUCCAUGACGACAGACGAGCUGCUGUCCAUCCCUUACGACGGCUCGAUGCCCGUCACUCACACCUCCGCCUUCAUCCAAGGUCUCCUGUCCCAGUCUGGAUCCUCAGACCCCAGCUUCUCCUCCUCCAGACCGGCACACAGAACCUCUGACAGACUCCGCAGCAGCCACGGCACCCCCCAGAUGAACCACCACCACCACCUUCAUCCAACCAGGACCUCCAGGUGCAGAGAGAGACCGGCGGCGGCCAUGUUGAAUCCACAUUUUGAAGUUGACGUUUCCUCAGUCAGCUGCCCUGGGUCUGCACACAGAGCAGCAGGGUCAGAGUGGGCGGAGCCUUCUUCCUCCCUCCACUUCCCUCGCUGGCUCACCAGUAACAAGACUGACAUGAACUGCUCUGGGAUCACCAGCGUUCCGGAUCUGAAGUACCCGGCCUGGAUCCAACGCUGUGACCUCAGUGAGACCCCCCCGCCCUCAGAGCAGCUGUGGGAUGACCACGAUGUUCUUCUGCCCGGAGCUCCCAGAAACAGAGCUCCGUCCUGGGUAGCGGACCUGGAGGAAGCAGAGCCCGACCAAACGACCAAUCAGCUGUCUCUCAGAGAUCUCCGGCUUCAGUUUGCUGAACAGAUUCCUCUCCUGGCUGCAGGGAGACACAGCUCUGACGUCAUGGAAACGCUCUUCAGAGACAACAGGAUGGAGUCUCUGAUCCAGAAGGCCGAUCAGGUGUUGGACCGUCUGUCUCACAGAUCUAGAGAAGCAGAACCAGUCGGUCCUACUGAUUGUGCUGAAGCUGUCAGUCAGGUGAACACUGAGGAGCUGCUGCUCUGUUCUCCCUCACGCCGCCACCCCUUUGCUUGGGACCAGGCGCCUCCAUCAGGGAGCUUGACAGAGGAGCUAAAGACCCACAGAGGAGCUCAGGAAGAGAUCUCCGGUCUCCAUAGUAACGUUAUCCUCAAGCAGCCAGGUCCUGUGGAGGCUCUGAAACAGAUGCUGUUCAGACUGCAGGCGGUGGAGGCGGAGCUUCAGCGACAACAGGUCCCGCCCCCCCCGACGCCCUCUGUCGGGCUGCAGACGGAGGAGGCUCCAGUGAAGCAGAGGCUUGAAGGUGAAGCGCAGCUGGAGAGUUUUCCUGGUGGUCCGUCCCUACAGAGAGCUAUGCAUCACCUGAGCCGCCUGAAGGUGCUGGUGGAAGAACCCCGAGAGAAACACGCCGAGGAGGAGAGGGACGAAGAUGAAGGACGCUACUCUUCUUCUUCAGCUGACAGACUCAUCACUCAGCAGAAACCCUGCUCAAGCUAACGGACUGUCGACCAUAGCAAGGGACAUUCUGUCUCCGUCACCCAGGGUUCUUUGUGUCCUCGCUUGUUCCUGCACCCUGUCCUCUUGGUACCAUGUUAGCAUGUCUUCUUGUUUCCACGUCCUUCAUCUUGUUACCAUGUCCUGAGAUAUUUAGCAGAAUACAUUAGAUGAUUGUGGUUCAACUCAAGAUACGAAAGACAAGAAAAAGGUAAAUCUUAUUUGUUACACAAUGCAGAGGCCAAACCAGGCUUGGGGAAAUCCAUAAAAAGGGUUAAGAAGUGUUACAUUAAAGGAGAGUGAUCUUUAAGAACUCUUUUACAUUCAUGUUAUUUGUGCACUUUUUAUGGACCUAGUGCCCCGCUUCCAGUCUUUAUGCUAAUGUCGAGGUCAAGUUUGUCUGCACUGUUGUCCUUCUUCUCACCUCAUCCUGUGGAAGACAGAAAACCAGAGGAUUUUCUUAAGGGAUAUUAUGUUGUUUGUUAUUGCACUGAUGAUUUCAUGUAAAUGGUAAAUCUAUCUAUUAAUAGCUUGGCUAGCAGUAAAACUCAGAAAACUGCUUCACAAUGCUGGCUGAAAGCAUUUAAAGUGUUAGCAUGCAAAAUAUUAAACAUAACAUUAAACUUGAUAGACUUCAGAAUGUUAAAAUACUAAUGUCAACUGUAAAUAGAGCCAUUUAAUAGCUUUUUAACAUUGUAAUGCUCACAAUGCCAUAUUAGAAAGCUAAAUGUUAAAAGUAUAAUGCUAAAUGCUAAACGUCAGAAGCUAAACCUCGACAAUAAGGUUGUUGUGAUCUAAAUGAGAUGAAAGGUUUUCCUCUGUAAAGAUGCACCAUUAUUUAUUCAGGCAAAGUUUCUUAAUACAUAAUUGAUGUGUUCAAAAUUGUAUUCAUUAUUUAUAUUUAAAACAUUUGGUUAGAUUGAAAUUUGCAAGUGGGCAUUUUGUAAAAAUAGAAUUUGCAUUAUAUUUCCUAUUAACAAAAAAUAGGGCAGAGUAGAGAUGACCCUUUGGUCCAGACUUAAUCUGAUGAAUGUUGAUGAUGAAGAGUCCAGGAUGUUUUAAGUCGCCACUGUACAAUAGAAAUAAUGCUGCGUCCUCAUUUUAAAGCCUGAAAAACUGGUUCUAUUCACAGGCAUUUUUCUCAUCUCAUUAGCUUAUCUGCACUGGCUCCCUGUUAAAUCAAGAAUAGAAACGACUUCUACUCCCCAACAAGGUGCCAGCUGGUGAAGUACAGUUGUAUCUCAGGGUGCUUUUAGUACCUUAUUGCUCUACUAGAGAGCUGUGCUCCAUAGAUGCUGGGUUACUUGUGGUUCCCACAGUAUUAAAAAGUAGGAUGCGAGUCAGAGCUUUCAGUUUUCACUUAUUCAUACCAUAUCUGAUGGUGGUUAUAUCUGAUGGUGGUCAUAUCUGAUGGUAGUUAUAUCUGAUAGUGGUUACAUCUGAUGGUGGUCAUAUCUGAUGGUGGUUACAUCUGAUGGUGGUUAUAUCUGAUGGUGGUUACAUCUGAUGGUGGUUACAUCUGAUGGUGGUUAUAUCUGAUUGUGGUUACAUCUGAUUGUAGUUACAUCUGAUGGUGGUUACAUCUGAUGGUGGUUACAUCUGAUUGUGGUUACAUCUGAUUGUAGUUAUAUCUGAUGGUGGUUAUAUCUGAUUGUGGUUACAUCUGAUUGUAGUUACAUCUGAUGGUGGUUACAUCUGAUGGUGGUUACAUCUGAUUGUGGUUACAUCUGAUUGUAGUUACAUCUGAUUGUGGUUACAUCUGAUUGUAGUUACAUCUGAUGGUGGUUACAUCUGAUGGUGGUUACAUCUGAUUGUGGUUACAUCUGAUUGUAGUUAUAUCUGAUGGUGGUUAUAUCUGAUGGUGGUUACAUCUGAUUGUGGUUACAUCUGAUUGUAGUUAUAUCUGAUUGUAGUUAUAUCUGAUGGUGGUCAUAUCUGAUGGUGGUUACAUCUGAUGGUGGUUAUAUCUGAUGGUGGUUAUAUCUGAUUGUGGUUACAUCUGAUUGUAGUUAUAUCUGAUGGUGGUUACAUCUGAUUGUGGUUACAUCUGAUUGUAGUUACAUCUGAUGGUGGUUAUAUCUGAUUGUGGUUAUAUCUAAUGGUGGUUAUAUCUGAUUGUGGUUAUAUCUAAUGGUGGUUAUAUCUGAUUGUGGUUACAUCUGAUUGUGGUUACAUCUGAUGGUGGUUAUAUCUGAUUGUGGUUACAUCUGAUUGUAGUUAUAUCUGAUUGUGGUUACAUCUGAUGGUGGUUAUAUCUAAAGGUGGUUAUAUCUGAUUGUGGUUACCUAAAUUAAGUGACUGAGUAUACAUGGUGGAAGCGUGAUUCUGUUUGUAACAAACACAGAAUGGAGCCAAAAAGAAAAACAAGAAAAGAAAAAUUCCUUUAAAAGCUGCUUAUGUCGACAGGAGCUGGGCACCUAGCCUCAAGACAACAGGGUAUCACUGUUAGUGCCAACUUCUAAUCAUGGCGGCUGGUCCAUUGGGGGCAAUGGGGCGUGGCCCCACCAUGAACAACAGAAUUUAAAAAAAAUACAUUUUACAAAUAGUGAAUAUAAUGGGUAUUUGUGUUUUUGAAACGUGGAUUAUAUAUUUGUAAAUUAAGAUAUCUGCGAAAAAUAUAUGCUUUUCCUGCACGUCCUCUCCGCUUGUCUGCAUGUCUCAGCUGGGCUCAGGACGACGCGGCUGGUCUAAGAAGCACUUAGCCAAUCACUGAUCAAGUUAAUGAGUCACAUUAGAAUUCCAGCGCCCUAAAAAAAACUAGGUCAGGAUGAGUCUCAGACGCGCUGUUUAACAACACAACAAGAGCGACCUCCGGCAGUGUCCUUCCAAGAAGACCCAACCCAAACAUGCUUCUGUAGAGACUUCUACAGCUGGGGUGUUUAGCUAGCUAGUUAGCUACAUGCUAACGGAGAAUAUACAGUAUGUCGUCGUGUUAAAGUUAACAUGCUACCCAGCUGCGACGCACACAGGACUACGGUGAGGACGCACAACCAGGACGAGGAUGAAAACAGGCACAUUUUAUCCAAAAUAAUUAAUUAUGUGAAGUUUAGUGGGGCUUUUGAGUUGGUCUUUUCUCAAUACACUGAUCGGGUGUUUCUGUUAUAAUAGAUUUUAUA